This is a messenger RNA of Linum tenue, 1022 nucleotides long. The record is from the annotation of a GenBank genome assembly. NCBI's taxonomy places the organism in Eukaryota, Viridiplantae, Streptophyta, Magnoliopsida, Malpighiales, Linaceae.
AUGCGACCCAGUUCAUAUCCAAUUGGACUCAAACCAAGGAGCAUAUUUGCUUCAGAGGAGGUGAAGUUCCAAAAGUGGCACAAGAAUGGAGAGUAUUGCCCCGAGGGAAGCAUCCCAAUUGUGAGAGUGAGAUCUUUGGCGGGUGAUUUCCCCGAAAAGAAGGCACAUCCUUUCUCAUUUUCGACCAACACAGUAACGCCAGCCGGAUCUAAAGCCGAGUAUGCUGCAGCGUUUUUUCCUGGAUCGGGCUUCCAUGGAGCAAUGGGUGAUAUUAAUGUAUGGAACCCAAACACGAAAGAAAAAGAGCAAAGUGCAGCUCAGUUAUGGGUUACAGAUGGCGAAGGCGAAGAUAUCGAUACCAUUGAGGCUGGGUGGACGGUCUCGACAUACACCAAUCAUCCAACCCUCUUCGUAUACUGGACCGCGGAUGACUAUAAGACUACAGGAUGUUACAAUAUGGGUUGUCCUGGCUUCGUUCAAACUAACCACAAGAUUGCGCUUGGGGCCUUCCUAGACCCUGCUUCUACUUAUGGUGGCAAGCAACUGUUCGUCAGCAUACUAAUCUACAGGGAUGAUGAGAAUGGAAACUGGUGGUUCAACGUUCAAGGCCAAGACGUGGGAUACUGGCCGCCAGACAUCUUCAAUGGCGGCCUAAAGGGAACCGCCAGCUUGCUUGAGUGGGGAGGCGAGAUUGUUAAUUCAAACCCAGGAGGGCUUCAUACAAGUACUGGAAUGGGCAGCGGCCACUUCCCAAGCGAAGGAUAUGGGAAAGCAGCUUGGUUUAAGAACUUGAAAUAUAUAUCUGAUGGUGGCCGGGAGGUCAGAGACGCUCAGGGAAUAACACCCUACGCAACCAAGCCUAAUUGUUACGACAUAGACCUCAAGGAUUGGGAUUCUGAUAUGGAGGUCCAUUUUUACUUUGGGGGUCCUGGCUACUCUUCUACUUGCCAGAAUUAAUCUUCAUACAUAAUCAUACACCUAGGAUUGUUUUCCAUUUCCAAUAAUAAAUAAAUAAAUGUUUU